AUGUCGUUUUUUGAUGACUGCGAUGCGGUUGCUGAGUUUAUAGGACAAGAGACACUUCCUUCAAAACCAAAAACCCCCGAGAAACCAAUCCCGGACCGCUCGCUAACAAAAGAGGAGAAGCAAUCUGACCGUGUCUUGAAGAAGGAAGUUGUACUUUCAAAUUCAAUGGAACGUCACAUUUCACCUUUCAAAUUGAAUGCGCCAACAUACGUCCCUAAAGCAAAGAAAAGAUCAAAUAAAGAGGUGAGUCAAACACAAAGCGCACCAAUUUUAGUCGAUUUUUCAUGCAAGAGAUAUGUCCCAAAAAGCAAACGAAAGGAAAUGGCUCUCCCCUUCGACAGACGGACCAGCGAAUUUUUGCAAAAUUACGGAGAACAACUGAGUGACUUGUGUAACUCCAACAAUUUAUAUCUGUUGUAUUCGGGAAAGGACAUAAAAGGGUUAGAAAACCCUUUGUCGAUGAACAAUGUCGUCAUAGUUAUUGUCUCGGGAGAAAACGUCUUUGCGUUUAACGCAAUUUCUAAAGCCGACGUUGUUGUGUUUUCCCUGAAAAAUCCGUUUGACUUAAACUUUGUCCCGUUCAAACUGAAAGACGUCCCAGACUUCGCUGUUGAUGUGAAUGGGAAGUUCAAGAAACUUGAGGUUUGGCAUUUUGUUGGGAUCACAGGAAGCGCGGGGUUUGUGUAUGACGACUUUUCACAAUUUUACGACGACCCAACAGGAGUUGGCUCGGACGUGUUUGUGGGGCAGUCACAGCCUGAGGAGUUCACCGUCGAUUGGUACUUUGCUUUUUCAACGAUUUAA
Molecule: messenger RNA, 804 nt
Organism: Entamoeba invadens IP1
Lineage: Eukaryota; Evosea; Mastigamoebida; Endamoebidae
Exons: 1
Coding region: 1-804 (267 amino acids)
Source: RefSeq, a predicted model, not a curated record